AUGGUGAAGUUCACCGCACGCCGGAGUUUGCCCGAGCUGGUGGCGCCGGCACGGCCAACACCACGCGAGACCAAAGUCCUCUCCAACGUCGACGACUGUUAUGACCUACGAGUCUACUCUUUUGGGGUCGAGUUCUUUCGCUACCGACCAGGCGGCCAUCCAACGACGACGCCGGCAAAGGCCGUCAAGGUAGCGCUCGUGGAGGCUCUGGUGUACUACUACCCCAUGGCCGGUCGGUUGAGAGAGAUUCUCCCCACUAACAAGCGGAUUCUCCCCACUAACAAGCUGGUGGUGGACUGCACCGGAGAGGGAGUGGUGUUCGUGGAAGCAUUGGCCGACGUGGGGCUGGAAGAGUUUGGAAAUCCAUCACCGCACCCCCCAUACCCAUGCAUCGAGGAACUAUUAUGUGACACCGGCGAUAUCAAAGUCGUGGUUGACAAGCCCUUGUUCUUUGUCCAACAUGUGUGCAAGGAGGAGGGUCAUGCAAAAAGCUGCCACAUAACAGUAGUCAACCUACCUCCCGUGCAAGUCAAAGUUGAUGUCGCGCGGAUAGGACUGUGUGGUCUGCUUGCAAAUAUGGUCGUCCCUUGCCCGCUCAACCUGUAG
Molecule: messenger RNA, 606 nt
Organism: Triticum dicoccoides
Lineage: Eukaryota; Viridiplantae; Streptophyta; Magnoliopsida; Poales; Poaceae
Product: acyl transferase 1-like
Exons: 4
Coding region: 1-606 (201 amino acids)
Source: RefSeq, a predicted model, not a curated record